CCGGCUCCCAAUUCCAUUCCCCAUGCCCAACCCUUCCCAUGAUACCGACUCAGCAACAAGAAAGCAAGGCAACCUGCUUGUGCUGCUAUAACCUCCUCCGUUUUCCUGCUAGUGUAUCUUGCUUUCGCUGCACCGUCUGUGACUGUGUAACGGAUCUGACACCUCUUCCACUUGCACAGGGGGCGUCUUCUGCAGCACCACUGACGCUUCAAAGUGCUCAAACCUUAUUCAACGAUGUCAAAACUGAUGAGGCUCAUGCGGAGAUUGUCAUCCACGACUGCUUUUCAAAAUAUUAUGCGCUGAACGAAAGCUUCUCGAAUUAUUCAGAAGCUAAUCUGGACACACCAGGUGUGGCACUGACUGACGUUCGAGAAGCAUAUCGCUUGAUAAUGUUACAAGGACCCAAGCUGCAAAGGGCCAUGAUGGUUGGCAUUGAUAAGCUUGUCCGACGACCUGGCAGGCAACUGGUGCGAAAGGAAGAUAUCAGAUUCCUGAUGAUUUUAUUAGAGUGCCCGAUGUUUUCGACGCAUGGCACAAAUGUCGAGGUCAAUUAUUAUCACGACAUUCUCGCACGUAUCCUUGGUCUGACGUCCUGUCUUUCAAAUGACUUGCAUCAUUAUGUGGUCAACUGGUUUGCAAGACUCCCGUUGUCAGUUUUUCAAAAACGGGUUGGAAUGGUCAAUCAUUUCAUAAGCUUUCGGUUAGCUCAGAAAGAGGGGAUGACAGAAAACUAUCCUUCAGACUGGGCAACGCGGUCAGCAGCCCGUGUCAUGGCUCUUCUCUCUGCGGCAAAUGGCCAUCGUGCGGAGCAGCUACCGAUGGCCGAUUUCUACAAUACUGUGGUGGAUUAUAUCAACUUGUACAGAGAUUUCCAAAUUUGGCAAGGUGAUCGCACCGGUGCGUUCGCUUUCUGUCAAUAUCCAUUUCUUGUCUCGCUUGGGGGAAAAAUGCAGAUCAUGGAAGCGGAUGCCAAACGGCAAAUGGCAGAGAGAUUCAAGGAGGCUUUCUUUCGCACAGCCCUGCACGGAUUGGUCACGGACCCAUUCUUGUCGCUCCGCAUUCGAAGAAGUGCCUUAAUAGAGGAUUCUCUAAAUCAAUUGCAGUCACGACAUUUUGAUCUGAAAAAAAAACUGCGAAUUGAGUUCGUCAACGAAGACGGAGUAGAUGCUGGCGGCCUCACUAAGGAGUGGUUUCUUCUACUGGUGCGGGAUCUGUUCGAUCCGCAAUAUGGGAUGUUUACAUUUGACGACGACAGCCAUUUGUGCUGGUUUAACCCGGCAUCGUUUGAGAAUACCGAAGAGUUUCGACUCGUAGGAACAAUCAUUGGCCUGGCGAUACAUAACUCCAACAUCUUGGAUGUUCACUUUCCACCGGCGUGCUAUAAAAAACUUCUUGGCCAUGUUUGUGGUUUGGAAGACCUGAAAAAGUUGCGACCUGCUUUGGGCAGAGGUCUUGAACAAUUACUGUCAUACGAUGGUGACGAUGUGGAGACCGUAUUCUGCCGUGACUUUGUGGCAGAAUAUGAAGCCUUCGGCGAGGUUAAGCAGGUACCGCUUGUUCCCAAUGGAGAUAGGAUACCUGUCACGAAGGACAACAAACAGGAGUUCGUCGACAGAUAUGUCAACUGGGUGCUCAAUGACUCGAUCGAGACACAGUUUACAGCCUUUAAAGCUGGCUUUGGCUACGUAUGCGGCGGAAAUGCCCUGUCGCUCUUCCGCCCAGCGGAGAUUGAACUCAUGGUGUGUGGCGGCACAGAACUUGAUAUUCACGGUCUCGAGGGUGUGACUGAAUACGAAGGUUUCACCUCAUCAGAUCGAACAGUUCGCAAUUUCUGGGACAUUGUGAAUGCGUAUCCCACCGAGAUGAAAAGAAAACUCCUGCUAUUUGUAACAGGGACCGAUCGAAUACCGGCAACAGGGAUACAGAACAUGGCUUUCAAAGUGUCCUGUCUUGGCGAGGACUCGGAAAACCUGCCAAUAUCACACACUUGCUUCAAUCAAAUAUGUCUUUAUAGAUAUUCAAACCGAGAGAAACUGGAGGAAAAGCUGUCCAAAGCUGUAGUGUGGAGCUCUGGAUUCCAUUUUAAGUGAGGAAUUCUGUCUGCACAACCAAGAUGCUUUGCACAUUAUUUAGUAUUUAUGCAAUAUGUAUUAAAGGAUGUACAAGAGACUUCCCUUGCAUAUAUGUACUUCUAGAUAAGAGUGGAUAUCAUUUUUGAUUCACUGUAACAGUGUGGUAGUAAAUAAAUUAUUAUUAUUUUUAAUAUACUAA
Spizellomyces punctatus DAOM BR117 is the source of this 2271-nucleotide messenger RNA. RefSeq lists its product as uncharacterized. Gene Ontology annotation, molecular function: ubiquitin protein ligase activity. Lineage: Eukaryota; Fungi; Chytridiomycota; Chytridiomycetes; Spizellomycetales; Spizellomycetaceae. The transcript is spliced from 18 exons. Gene Ontology annotation, biological process: protein polyubiquitination. The record is from RefSeq and is a predicted model, not a curated record. The coding region runs from base 39 to 2090 and encodes 683 amino acids.